Ustilago hordei is the source of this 2256-nucleotide messenger RNA. Its product is annotated as putative glycogen synthase. Gene Ontology annotation, molecular function: alpha-1,4-glucan glucosyltransferase (UDP-glucose donor) activity. NCBI's taxonomy places the organism in Eukaryota, Fungi, Basidiomycota, Ustilaginomycetes, Ustilaginales, Ustilaginaceae. The coding region runs from base 1 to 2256 and encodes 751 amino acids. The transcript has a single exon. Gene Ontology annotation, biological process: glycogen biosynthetic process. The record is from RefSeq and is a predicted model, not a curated record. Gene Ontology annotation, cellular component: cytoplasm.
AUGUCGCACCCGUCUCCCGCUCCCAAGAGGGACGUUCACAACCCACUCCUCUUCGAGUGUGCCUGGGAAGUCGCUAACAAGGUCGGUGGUAUCUACACCGUCAUCAAGACCAAGGCUCCCGUCACGCAUCAAGAGUAUGGCGAUCGAUACACUCUCAUUGGUCCUCUCUCCUACAAGACCGCUCCCAUGGAGGUUGAGGCGCUCGAACCCGAACACCCUCUCCUCAAGGAGACGCUCGACAGCAUGCGUGACGCUGGUGUCAAGUUCCUUUACGGCCGAUGGCUCAUUGAGCGAGCUCCUCGAGUACUCCUCUUUGACACGUCUAGCAUGUACCACCGCAUGGACGAGUGGAAGGCUGAUCUCUGGAAUCUUGCAGGUAUCCCUACACCCCAGCAUGACCACGAGACCAACGAGACGCUCGUUUUCGGUUACCUCGUAGCAUGGUUCUUGGGCGAGUACUCGAGUCGAGAGCGCAAGCGUGCCAUCAUUGCCCACUUCCACGAAUGGCAGGCCGGUCUCGCCAUCCCUCUUUGCAGGAAGCGUCACAUCGACGUCACAACCAUCUUCACAACCCACGCCACUUUGCUCGGUCGAUACCUCUGUGCCGGCAGCGUCGAUUUCUACAACAACUUGCAGUACUUUGAUGUCGAUCAUGAGGCUGGCAAGCGUGGUAUCUAUCACCGUUACUGCGUCGAGCGUGCUGCUGCUCACUGUGCAGAUGUUUUCACUACAGUCAGUCACAUUACCGCUUACGAGUCCGAGCAUUUGCUCAAGCGCAAGCCAGACGGUGUCUUGCCCAAUGGUCUCAAUGUAGUCAAAUUCUCGGCCAUGCACGAGUUCCAAAACUUGCACGCCGUUUCCAAGGCCAAGAUCAACGAGUUCGUCAAGGGACACUUCUACGGUCACUACGAUUUCGAUCUUGAAAACACACUCUACUUUUUCACCGCUGGUCGAUACGAGUACCGCAACAAAGGUGUCGACAUGUUUAUCGAGUCGCUUGCCCGUCUUAACUAUAAGCUGCAGAAGAGCGGUUCCAAGACUACUGUGGUUGCAUUCAUCAUCAUGCCUGCUGCCACCAACUCUUACACCAUCGAGGCGCUCAAGGGUCAAGCCGUGACCAAGCAGCUUCGUGACACUGUCGAGCAGAUCCAGGCACGUGUUGGUGAGCGUCUUUUCGAAAAGAUGGCUCGUUACCAGGGCGAGUCUGGCAGCGAUGUGAUUGACCCUGCUACUUUGCUCUCGGAUGCCGACAAAAUUGCGCUCAAGAAGCGUAUUUUCGCGCUGAAGCGCAACUCGCUUCCUCCCGUCGUCACCCACAACAUGCAGGACGACGGCAACGAUCCCAUUCUCAACCAGAUCCGUCGUGUUCAACUCUUCAACCGCACCAGCGACCGUGUUAAAGUCAUCUUCCAUCCGGAGUUCUUGAACGCCAACAACCCAAUCUUGGGUUUGGACUACGAAGAGUUCGUCCGUGGUUGCCACUUGGGCGUCUUCCCAUCCUACUACGAGCCUUGGGGAUACACUCCUGCUGAAUGCACCGUCAUGGGUGUUCCAUCCAUCACCACCAACUUGUCCGGUUUCGGUUGUUUCAUGGAAGACACCAUCGAGCGUGGCGAGGAUUACGGUAUCUACAUCGUCGACCGUCGCAUGAAGAGUGUCGAAGACUCGGUCAACCAGUUGACAGAUCAAAUGUUCCAGUUCAGUCAAAAGACGCGUCGUCAACGUAUCAACCAGCGUAACCGUACCGAGCGUCUUUCCGAGUUGCUCGACUGGAAGCGUCUCGGAUUGGAAUACGCCAAAGCACGUCAGCUCGCCCUUCGCCGAGCAUACCCUGACUCUUUCGACGAGGACGAUACGAUCGAGAGCUACUUUGAUGACAUUCAUGGAGAUGGAAAGAUGCCACCGCCGCUCUCGAUGCCUGGUUCGCCACGUUUCGGUACAGGUGCAAGGACACCAGGCGAAUUCGGUACGCUUACCGAAGAGUUGCAAGGUUUGAGCACGUCGGAUUACCAGGGCCACCAGCAGUUCUGGAAGACCAUGAGCCAGCACGGUUCGGAUGACGAAGAGGCAGAAUACAGAUACCCGCUUGUGAUCAAGUCGAGGGCUCGCGGUACAAGUGUGGGCAGUACGAGUGGUGCUAGCACUCCUGGUUUGGGAGGUGGAAAGUUCUUGUCCAGUGCCGAUUUGGAUCGAGCGGAUGCUGCGCUCAGCAACCAUAGCGGCGCGCCAAAUGGCAGUAAUGGCAACGGUUACUAG